Messenger RNA from Coregonus clupeaformis (lake whitefish), 2381 nucleotides. RefSeq names its product ADP-ribosylation factor-like 15b (gene arl15b). The record is from RefSeq and is a predicted model, not a curated record. Lineage: Eukaryota; Metazoa; Chordata; Actinopteri; Salmoniformes; Salmonidae. Bases 559 to 1179 code for a protein of 206 amino acids. Gene Ontology annotation, molecular function: GTP binding; GTPase activity. The transcript has 6 exons.
CAUACUUCCUGCAACAUAUCCUGUACAGCCCAAACUCGGAUUCUUGCUAAGGAAUAGGGACCAAAACAAAGCCAGGUGAAGAGAAGGCCGUGCAUAGAAUAUCAAGCUCACAUUUAUGUUAACUAGUCUAUAAGAAAAUAGUAAUUGCAUAACCCACAGAGUUUCAACGCGUUGAAACCAACACACUCCGCACACCUUGAUUAUCUUGCUGUUUUUGGCCAAGGUGGGGAAUACAAAGACAAAAUAGUUUACACCAAAUCAAGAUUUGAAUGCAUCCAUUUGACCUGGAAUACGCCGAACCCAACCAACUUCGUUGUUGAAACUUCUCUUUUUUUGAAGAGCACGUCAAACUGAAGUAUUUCAUGGAUUAUCUGCCUCUACUUCCCAGAUGAAGUUGCUGAGAGCUGGUGAUGGGCUUCGUUGGAUCAUAACUCUGACUAGAGUCCUGUCGCUUUCCUCCUGCUGCUGUUCUGUCUUUCUCUCUGACUGUGUCCUCUGUCUGUUGCUGUCAGUGACUCGUUAGUUGUUGAGGAAAGCGCUUGCCUUUAGCCGUGGACAAUGUCUGAGUGCAUGCAUCUCACCCUAUGCAUUUGCAGGAUUGGCGCCUAUACGUGUUUCAGGACACUGUGCUGUAAAGGACCGCCUCCUCCCAGACCUGAGUAUGACCUGGUGUGUAUUGGACUCACAGGCUCUGGGAAGACCAGUCUACUGUCAAGACUCUGCAGUGAAGCCACAGACAACAUUGGGCCAACCACGGGUUUUAGCAUCAAAGCUGUUCCAUUCCAGAAUGCCAUCCUGAACGUGAAGGAGCUCGGAGGAGCGGACUCGAUAAAGAAGUACUGGUCGCGUUACUACCAGGGUUCCCAGGGGGUGGUGUUUGUCCUGGACAGCGCCUCCACAGACGAGGACCUGGAGAUGGCCCGAACUGAGCUUCACUCUGCCCUGCAGCACCCCCAGCUCUGUACCCUGCCCUUCCUCAUACUAGCCAACCACCAGGACAAACCAGCUGCUCGCACCACACAAGAGAUAAAGAAGUAUUUUGAGCUGGAGCCCCUGGCCCGAGGGAAGAGCUGGAUUCUAGAGGGCAGCUCAGUGGACAACAUAGAUGCCAUGAAGCAGAGCUUCACUCAGCUUAUUGAGCUGCUGGAGGACAAGGACCAAGACACAGGCAGGAUAUGAGCCGGAACGUGCACAUCUACUAGGAACUACUAAUCCCACAGGAACUACAGACUCCACAUGAUGUGCACAUCUACUAGGAACUACUAAUUCCACAGGAACUACAGACUCCACAUGACCUGCACAUCUACAGGGAACUAUAAAUCCCAUAGGACCUGCUGAGUACAUGAACUACAAUCCCCAUAGGUCCUGCACAACUACUGGUUACUACAAAACCAACAGGUCCCACAAGACCUGCUGAGCUACAGAGACUACAAAUCCCACAGAUCUCACAGGACGUGCUGAGCCACAAGAACUACAAACCCCACAGGUCCUGUUAAACCAUAAGAACUUUAAACCCCACAUGGGUCUACAGUCGGACCCCACAGGAGCUACAUCAUAGCUACAAAGGCCAUGGAAUGGCAAACCACAAUGGUGCAACCUGAUCCCAGAGGAGUAAUAGAACAUGCCACCGAGAAUCUAUGGGCCUCCAGGGUUUUCAUGGUAAGAGGAGGAAAAGACUACUACAGCUUUCAAGCUGUAGAGACCUAGUGGACUCCCUGAAAAAGGACAUUUCAAGCUGUAGAGACCUAGUGGAAUCCCUGAAAAAUUACAUUUCAAGCUGUAGAGACCUAGUGGACUCCCUGAAAAAUGACAUUUCAAGCUGUAGAGACCUAGUGGACUCCCUGAAAAAUGACAUUUCAAGCUGUAGAGACCUAGUGGACUCCCUGAAAAAUGACAUUUCAAGCUGUAGAGACCUAGUGGACUCCCUGAAAAAUUACAUUUCAAGCUGUAGAGACCUAGUGGACUCCCUGAAAAAUUACAUUUCAUGUUGGAAAUGCAUUGCCUCCACUCAAAAUAAAUAUCCCUAUUUUUAAGACAUACAGAACAUCAGUUUGCCACUAUCUGUAAUGUGUUAUUAUAAUUAUUGUUAUUCACUCAUAAUUAUUAUUGUCCAUUCAAUAACUGAUAGUUGCACAUUGCUACUGGACUGUCUGUAGUAUGUGAACACGUUUGCGUGGCAUUUAGAAUAACUGGAAUUUCAAUCAAACUUUAUUUAUAUAGCACAUUUCUUACAAAGAAUGCAUUUCAAAGUGCUUAACAAAUAAAAUAACUAAAGGUGAGAGAUAAAAACACUAUGUUUUCUAUACAAAUAUACACUGAGUACACAAAACAUUAGAAACACCUGCUCUUUCCAUGACAUAGACUGACCAAGUGAAUCUAGG